UUGACAGUGGCUUCUGUAUGUCACUACCGGUACUUUCUUUUUUCUGCACUUGUACUGCACGUAUUUGUGUGAAGCUUUUAAAGGAAAGGAGAUUAUACUUCGCUACUUUUUUUAAAUUUUUAUCGCUGAUUCUCUCACAGAUCUGACUUUUGAUGGCCAAGAGACGCGCUGAAGAAACUGUGCUACUCGACUCUCCCAGUAAGAGAAGAUACUUCCCUCCGAUUUACAGCGUUGACAUGCAGCUGGAGAGCAUGGCUUCAGGGGGAGGUUUGAGUUCCCCGUCUCUACUGGCCAUACUGGGGAGUCGCUGCAGAAAAAGGCCUCUCUAUUUCGACAACGAAGAAGGAUAUUCUGGUCCAGCGAUUUCACCCCCGGACUCCGGAAAGCAUGCAAAGGAUGUUUUGAAGACUCCAUCUUCUGGAAGUUUCCCGGGCGGCCGCAGGUCCUGCGCACUUUCAAGAAAUAAGCGACCGCGAGAGGACAGCGUCGGUUCAGACACUGUUAAUGCAACAGAUAAAACAGCUGAUGAAGAUGGCACUUAUAACUCUUUUCAGUACUGGAGGGUCCCCUUACCUGAACUUGACCUUUCACUGCUAGACGAGUUUAGUGACCAUUACCCAAAAAAAGACAAGUUCAAAGAGAAUGACACAACUGCAGAUGCAAUGGAGACCUGAAGAUGAUGAACACUUGAUGUGUUUUAUUACCUGAGCAAACAGAUCCUGUUGAUCCAUGUCCCAUAGACAUGUCAGAUAAUAGAACUAAAGUCAGUGUCUUGCUGUAGGACUUCAGUGACUUCCAGAUGUUUUGUGAAGGAGCUCUUGGUCAUCCUGAAGCUUUAUGUUCAAUGGGUUUUGUAAGAGCGAGGGGAGGCUGUUCAUUUAUAUCCCUGUCCUUUUUUCUGCCACAUCUGCCAAUUUCCAGCAGAGUUUGUGAAGUAGUGAGUUUGUCAAAUGCAAAAAGGAGCUGAUAACCAGUCAGUGCUUUGUAUCUACCAUACAUCAACUCACGCAGCAGAAGGAAUGUUUUGUACCAACUUUGACAACUGAUAAAUUUAAGUAAUUUUCCAGAAUGUACUUGCAGGGUCCUGUGCAGUCUGGAAAAUGAUGGCAUUUGUUUUUAGUAUUUUUCAGAUUUAAAUACAUGUAUUUUCCUUUAGUCUCACUUUUAUUCCUUCUUCCCUUUGUCCUUCCUCUUAGACAAUAGUGUCUGCAGGUUCUGUUUUCUAAAGACCAGUCACAGCAGAAAUAUCUGCCAUAAAGUCAUUGUGAAGUUUCGUGCUUAUGCUUAGUAGCCAUCAGAAAAUGGAUGGGGAACUCUGGAAAGACGUACAAUUAAGACAUGAACAAGAACCCUAUGUUUGUAGUCUACUGCAAGGAAAAUGUGAAUCUGGUCCCCAAAUAAACAUCUCUCAGCAGAGGUCGCUUUGAGUUACUUUGGUUGGAUCAAGGAGCAGAAUCUGUUAUAUUUUAUAAACCAACUGGUCCACAUGGACGUGUUGGUAACAAUGUCUUCAGUAAAAUUUCAUAUGAGAUUUGAACAAUUUUUUAUCUUCUGGAUUUAUUAAGAAAAAAUAAAAGAUGUGUAACAUGCAUGUAAACAAACGGGUUUGCGUAUUUAAGGUUUAAAAAAAGUUCUUGUAGGUUGGGAUUAUUGAAGCCUAAUAAAGUGCCUGACUGGCACUAUGCAGCAUUCGAUAAGCCUACAUUACCCCUCACCUACUUGUUGCUGCACACUGAUUACCAGUGGGCUGAAACAAACCUACUACUUGCAAAAGAAAGUAGUAGGGUGUUUAGAAAUAUUUCUGGUUCUGAAAGGUCAGGACUGACAUGUGGAGACUAAAGGAGCCCCACUCAUCACACUUGUUAAGGAAUUGCUGCAGUUCAGUUGGUAAGUUGUGACCUGUUUGGCAAGCUGUUUUAAAUAAGCUACAAGAUCAUUCUUCAGAUUUUAGUUUUGGAUUUUUCUGCUAUUAAUAUGAUACAAAGAAGCAAUCUUGUUUGUACCCAGUUAUCACAUUGUGAGGAUCUAAAUGACUCGCAUAUAGUUGGGAAGAAUAGACUCAGAGUUUCAUAAAUUGUUAUAGGUUCAGUAUUAUUUAUUUUCCAGGCAAGUAGAGCAAUUUUGUACCACAAUCAAGUGACUAUCUCACCUUUAGUCGUUACAAAAAUGCUGUAUAUAUCAAAUAUGACUUAAAAUAAAUUCGAUAUUAUUUAAAGCCUUGAAA
This is a messenger RNA of Xiphophorus hellerii (green swordtail), 2224 nucleotides long. RefSeq lists its product as uncharacterized. The transcript has 2 exons. The record is from RefSeq and is a predicted model, not a curated record. The coding region runs from base 153 to 674 and encodes 173 amino acids. NCBI's taxonomy places the organism in Eukaryota, Metazoa, Chordata, Actinopteri, Cyprinodontiformes, Poeciliidae.